Talaromyces stipitatus ATCC 10500 is the source of this 577-nucleotide messenger RNA. RefSeq lists its product as uncharacterized. The record is from RefSeq and is a predicted model, not a curated record. Lineage: Eukaryota; Fungi; Ascomycota; Eurotiomycetes; Eurotiales; Trichocomaceae. The transcript has 2 exons. Gene Ontology annotation, molecular function: FAD binding. The coding region runs from base 173 to 577 and encodes 134 amino acids.
AAUGCUAGUUAACCAGGAACGCUGUAUCCAGACACAUGCAGAGCUGGCCCCGGGCCCAUCGUGCGGGGAAGGAAUUCAUAAAAUGCACUUAUCUCCAAAAGAAACCAUCACCUUGCGUGGAAAGCUCAAGAGUUCUUCCAGCCAAAGGGAAUACUAUCCUUAACAACAGACAAUGACGACUCGAACGAACGCCAGUGUUGCCGGAAACCUCUCCAAGAUCAUAGUAGUCGGCGCUGGACCGUCCGGACUUUUGCUAUCGAUCCUAUUAGCAAAACAUGGAAUCAACGUGGAACUACUUGAAGCCACCGAAAGAUUGGACGAACAACCCCGAGCCGCCCAUUAUGCCUCUCCCGCCGUAUACGAGCUUCGUCGUGCGGGUGUCAUUGACGAUGUGAUUGAAAGCGGUUUCAAACCAACAUCGGCAUGUUGGCGCAAAGCCAACGGGGAAAUUAUUGCCGGAAUGAGAUUUGACGUUGUUCCUGAUGACCCUGAGCGGAUGGUUGUGUUACCCCUGGAUCGACUAGGCAACGGAGAUGUAACGCAGCCGGUUCUGCGUAAAGUUCAGGAGCGCCAUUGA